Molecule: messenger RNA, 3076 nt
Organism: Tetranychus urticae (two-spotted spider mite)
Lineage: Eukaryota; Metazoa; Arthropoda; Arachnida; Trombidiformes; Tetranychidae
Gene: Uxs
Product: UDP-xylose synthase
Biological process (GO): D-xylose metabolic process
Cellular component (GO): cytoplasm
Molecular function (GO): NAD+ binding; UDP-glucuronate decarboxylase activity
Source: RefSeq, a predicted model, not a curated record
AACUGAUGUUUAAUUCUUGCACUUAUUGUCUGGAAAUUGAUUCUUAAUCUAUUCAUCGUUUUAUUCAGCCGAAAAUUUUUCACACCUUACAGAAUUUAUUGCUCAAUGAAAAAAAGCAGUCUCUCAACCUGGAGGCUGAUGGAUAGGCUAUGGUGAGAUGCAUGAUGAUAAAUCUUUCAAGAUGGCCUGUCAAAUUUAAACACCUCUUUAACCCUUACAAUCCUAGUAAGAUUGGUUAACAUGCUGCAUCAAAAUUAAAGCCAUUUCUAUCAACACUGUGUAAACCUGAAAAUGAAUUAAAUUACUACUGGAUAUUAUCCAAAUCACUUAAAAAGUACUGGAAUAUUUGUCAUAAAUGUUUUUGUUUACAUCUGGUAACCAGUCUGGAUGAGAAGCUGUUGAGCUUACGUUUCUCAAUGAAAGGAUGCAACAAUCAUCUGUUACUAAAUGGUUCAGCUCAAUAGUCUUUCAGAAGAGUUCAAAUUUUUAAAGCCAUUGACGUUGGUCAAACUUGCCAAUUUACCAGGAUGCAUCUUUGUUAAAUUAAUUGCCAAUCCACUUGAGUUUUAUUGCUGAUGUUCCAUUACUUCGUAUUAAGGGUAAACAACAGGAAACUAUCAACUGGUAUCAUUGUAUCUCAUUUGAGCGACCGUUGCAGCAUAUUAUUUACACAAGAUGAUUUGAUUUUACAUCCUGGUUAAUUUCUUCUACAAAUGUGUUUUAUACCUUCAGUGAUGUGGUCUAUUCAGUAGUGAAAGACAAUCUCUCUGAUUACAUUGUUUUCCAUUCACUAGUUGGAUCCAGAUUUCAACUCCUAUUUCUAGCUUUAUCAUUAUUCAAGAAGAGUCCAAUAACAAAUUGCAUUUUGCUGGAUCUAUUCUCACUUAUUUGAAUUAUUUUGGCCUGAUGUUUAUUUACAAGCAAUUUUAUUCAAAGAGCAAGGAUAAACUGUCUGCUAAUCGUAUAAUCGUACUGGAAUGACAAUUUGAGCUUAUAUCCAUUUAUCAAACUGAAGCUUAUUUCUGUUGACUCUGGACCUGUAAUGCGCCUAUCCUUAUUAUCUUUAUUAUAAAUGUAUUUAUCGUUAAUUAACUAGUCCCUCAAUGGUUACUUACUUCAAUCCUGAACAUAAUAACGUGCAAAUGAUCCAUCCUAGUCUUUACUAUUAGUGUUCAUUACAUAACUAUCUCAUCAAAAAGGAAUCUGCCAGUUAUUUCUCCUUUUCUCCUUCAAGAGUACAACUUUCAAUUCACCGCUUUGACUAAUCAAUGUUUUACAAUUAAUUAUGACACGUUCUGGUGGUCGAUUUUUCACUGCAGUUAUAUUCAUAACCCUUAUGUGUUUAAUUCUUGUCAUUUUUUUCUAUGUAAAAUUGGAUUUUUAUCACCAAAAUCAUGUGCUAUCUGUUGGAAAAGAAUCCCUACAAAAAUCAAGCUUCGUGUCCGAUGAUCAAAUGGAAAAAUUGUCAAGAGAAAAUCAAAUCCUAAUCGACCAGUUGAAAGAUCUUGAACUAAGGAUCAAAAUUCUAGAAGGUUCAACUUCCAAGAACGUACCAAAUACACGCAGGCUAUCAUCUCCUGAGCGUAAACGUAUUCUGGUUACUGGAGGCGCUGGCUUUGUAGGUUCACACUUGGUUGACAUUUUAAUGAAAAAUGGCCAUGAAGUUACGGUUGUUGAUAAUUUUUUUACUGGAAGGAAAAGUAAUCUUCAUCAUUGGUUUUCUCAUAAAAACUUUGAACUAAUCCACCAUGACAUCGUAAACCCAUUGUAUAUUGAAGUGGAUCAAAUUUAUCAUUUAGCCUCGCCAGCAUCACCUCCUCAUUAUAUGUUUAAUCCAGUUAAAACAAUUAAAACCAACGCACUGGGUACUAUAAACAUGCUUGGCUUGGCCAAACGUAUUGGAGCUCGCGUUUUGGUGGCAUCAACAUCAGAGGUUUACGGUGAUCCACAAGUCCAUCCCCAACCGGAAGAUUAUUGGGGCAAUGUUAAUCCUAUUGGUCCUCGAUCAUGUUACGAUGAGGGUAAACGCAUUGCCGAAGCUUUAUCCUAUGCUUAUGCCAAGCAAGAAAAUGUUGCUGUUAGAGUGGCGCGAAUAUUCAAUACUUAUGGUCCACGAAUGAAUAUAAAUGAUGGUCGAGUUGUUUCCAAUUUCAUCAUGCAAUCUUUACUUAAUCAUUCAAUAACUAUUUACGGUGAUGGUACACAAACUCGAUCUUUUGCUUAUAUCGACGAUUUGGUGGACGGAUUGAUCAAGCUGAUGAACAGUAACUAUUCUUUGCCUGUUAACCUAGGUAAUCCUGAAGAGUAUACAAUUUUGGAGUUUGCUACUUUAAUUAAAAAUUUAGUAGGAGGAAGUAGCUCAAUUGUUUUUACUGAUGGCGUUGAAGAUGAUCCCCAACGACGACGACCAGAUAUUUCUCGAGCUCGAAGAGAAUUGAACUGGACUCCAAAAGUUCCUUUAAAAAUUGGACUCAAGAAAACUAUCGAAUAUUUCAGAAAGGAAAUGUCUAAUUUAAAUGAAAAUUGACGAGUAUAAUUCAUACAUCUCUAAAUUUCUUAUGACCAACAAUCUCUACAACCUAAUCAACUUGAAAUCAAAAUAUGUGUAUUGAAUUAGCAGCUAGAAAUUGAUUGUGAUGUUCAAAUGACCACACUAAUGCUUGAUGUGAUCUCUACUUGAUGUUAUGUGCCACUAGUUAGCUAAUAUCAUUGGAUUGUAAAUUUAUAUAAAUUUAAACAGUCAGAAGCUAUCCGACUAAAUCAACCUUCUCAUAUGAGAAUCAACGAUGCUUUCAUUUCUUCGCCUCAAUCGAAAUCAAAAGGAGCCACUUAAACAAGAUUUUCAAAAAGUAACUUCUGCGAUCCACUUCUAUGAUAAACUUUCAUUAUAGUUACAGUUUUAUCAUUGCAAUUUCAUUUGAAUUGCCAUCUUCAUCUUUCAUUUUAUUGAAUAUAACGCGAAUCUAGUUUAAAAGACAGAUUCAUAGGUAAAAUUUUAAUUUCAAUGUAUAUUUGGCCAAUCCGCAUACCUUUUAUUUUAACCUUGCAAUCAAUAAAGGAUUUAUUUAACGUAAAA